GAGGGACCGGAGGGCCCAGGUGCGGGCGGCGGCAGCGGGGUCGGGAUCGCGGCGGGGCCGGGGCAGGGGCAGCGGCUCCGGGCUCCGCUCCCACAGCGCGGCCUAGGCCGGGCUCGCCGCCCCCCUCGGGCCUGGCGGGGUCACCUUCAUGGGAGAGCGGUAGCGCAGGGCCCGGCGGUGCCCGGGGCCUGGUGAGGAGGCGGCGGCGGAGGAGCGGCGGGGCCCGGGGCCAUGUUCGUGCAGGAGGAGAAGAUCUUCACGGGCAAGGUGCUGAGGCUCCAUGUGUGCACCAUGGAGGGUGCGGAGUGGCUGGAGGAGGUCCCCGAGGACACCACGGUGGAGAAGCUGAAGGAGCGGUGCCUCAAACACUGUGUACCUGGGAGCUUGGAGGACCCAAAAACCGUGACGCAUCAUAAGUUGAUCCAUGCUACUUCUGAGAAGGUGCUGACAGACACAAAAACAGUGUUGGAGGAAAACGUUCAAGACGGAGAUGUCUUGCUGUUGAUAAAGAAGCGUGCUCCACCACCACUCCCCAAAAUGGCAGAUGUGUCAGCAGAGGAGAAAAGGAAACAAGAGCAGAAAGCUCCUGAUAAAGAUGCUAUUCUCAAAGCGACUGCAAAUCUGCCCUCUCGCAAUGUAGAUCGCACUGUGGCCCAUCACAACAUGAGGGAUUUCCAGACAGAGCUCCGGAAGAUCUUGGUGUCUCUCAUAGAAGUUGCACAGAAACUGCUAGCACUGAACCCAGAUGCAGUUGAACUAUUUAAGAAGGCAAAUGCCAUGCUGGAUGAGGAUGAGGAAGACAGAGUGGAUGAGAUAGCUCUGCGCCAGCUUACAGAAAUGGGGUUUCCAGAAAGCAGAGCUGUCAAAGCCCUUCGAUUAAAUCAUAUGUCAGUGACGCAGGCCAUGGAGUGGUUGAUAGAACACGCAGAUGACCCUACGGUGGAUGCUCCGCUUCCAGGUCAGACUCCAUCAGAAGCCACAGAUGAAGCUGGUGCAUCUUCUGCUGAAGCAACUGCAGGUCCUAGUUCAGAAGCAGGCGAGGAAGAGGCCAAGGAUGAGCUGACGGAGAUAUUCAAGAAGAUCCGGAGGAAAAGAGAGUUCCGUCCAGACCCACGAGCUGUCAUUGCCCUGAUGGAGAUGGGGUUUGAUGAAAAAGAAGUGGUAGAUGCACUCAGAGUAAACAACAACCAGCAGAACGCAGCCUGUGAAUGGCUGCUGGGAGACAGAAAGCCUUCACCAGAGGACUUAGAUAAGGGCAUUGACACCAACAGCCCUCUCUUCCAAGCCAUCUUAGAAAACCCAGUGGUACAGUUAGGGCUAACCAACCCUAAAACUCUACUAGCCUUCGAGGAUAUGCUUGAAAACCCCUUGAACAGCACUCAGUGGAUGAAUGAUCCGGAAACUGGGCCUGUUAUGCUACAGAUCUCUCGAAUCUUCCAGACGCUGAAUCGCACAUAGAGGGGGAUGUCAGUCCACUGUGCCACUUCCUACUGCCCUCACCUCACCUUCACCCAGCGGGAGGGUGCAUGGAGUGCUUGGGAGGAAGUGGAUGGAAGGGGAGAGGGGUUGAUCCUGUCUGAACGGGGGGUCUCACACGAGAGUUUAUGUAGUUAUGGCCAACUGAAGUUAAUUGCCUUGUGGAUUUAGUGUUAGUGGAAGAGGUUUGAAGACUUGUUUUCAGGUAUUAGGUUUAAAAUGAAAUAUAUCAAAAAAUAGGAAAAGGUUUUGUGAAAAUAAUCAAGAAUCUGACUGUUGGAAAGAAAUCCAAUCAUUCAAAAGGCCUGUGACAGUAGUUUUCUAGCCAGUUUUGCUAGCAUCUGGCUAGUGUUUACAAAAGGUCACUGACCACUAGCAUAGAAUAUUAAAUCAUCUCCAUACAGUAUUAAUUUAUGGCUCUAUCCAAUUCUAAAAAGCUUUUUAAAAUUGAUUCUUAGCAAAUGUUUUUUAAGAGUUCCACUCUGUUGGGAGAGGAAACCCAUUUCUAUCCAAACCUGUUGAUCACCUGUUUUAAUUUAAGUGAGAAUAACUCAGAGAUGGAAUUGUUUUAAUAAAUAGCAUUACUUUUUCCUAUUUAUUUUCUGCGUUAGUGUUGUUGCAGUACGUGUAGGGGAUUCUCUGUCAGCUCUGUUAAAGACGUAGUAUCUCUUUCACAGCAGAACUUGCUACUCCAAGGCUUGGAAUCUCAAGUAGGCUGCUGUUCAUAGGUUCAUACUCUGCCGUAUCCUAGUGCAAGGAGGGAUAUAUUCACAUAGUGGGGUGUUUUCCAUUUUUAUGUACACACUUUGGGAAAGGGAGACUUGUGGUUUUUGACUUUGUUUCAAAUUGUUUACACAGAUUUGCAUGGUUUUUUCAUUGGUGAGCUCUAAGGCAGCAGAACAGUUCAGGUUUUUACCUUGUUUCACGUGUUUAAAAGCAAGCUUGAAAUGACCAUCUUUGAGGUGGAAGUGGCUUUUCUUGACACUUGUUUUUACCUUGGACAUACCAAGAAUGUCAGGCUGGGGUUUCCCGUUCUGUCAGAAGACUGACUGGGAUUGCAGAUGGGAACUGAGAGCUUUCAAGGACAGAACUCGCUGUGAUUCUCCAGCCGGUUUUCAGCUGCGCUCUGCAGGUGUGAGUCCAACCAAAACCAGGUUGUGUUUUCAGAUUAAUGGAACAUGCUUCACAUCUGCCCUGAUCCCUGCCCUAUCUUGCACUUAACAGCUGUGGUUUUGGAAAGCCAGGCUAGGCAAGCCCUGCCUCUCCAAAAUGCAGAGAAACCAGCUGGGGACCCCAUCCUUAGCUAGCACAAAGGUGCCCUGUCAAGUUGAGGGAUCCUGAGGAGCAAUGCAAGUCACCUUGUUAAAUGUGGGGCUUUUCUGAAGCAAAAAUGCAACAAGAUGCAACCCGAAACCCUACAACAAGUUUUGGCCUGAGCUUGGCAUCCAGUCUCUGCUGUUAUGCAGUCAAGGCACUGGAGUUGCCAAUUUCACAUCAUUAAUAUGAAGGGUGGGGAAAUCAGAACAGCAUGAGAUUUUAUCUUGACUGCCUAUCCCAGGACUUUAUUUGUAAUUCCAUAUUAAGCUUUGCAGUUCAUGACUGCUGAAAUAUUUACUUCUACAUUCAGAAAUGCCAAGCUUUAUAGAGAUGAUGCUUCUGUUCAGACUGGACUCUCACCAAGAACAGAUCGACAGCAUGACAUGAGGUUGUUAUCUGUCUUACAACAGCUAGGAGCCAAGCCCUGCAGCCCAGUGAGUACAGCACAGUGACUCCUGAGGAGCUGGGACUGAAUGUUGUAAAGUUAUCAAAGGUUUUGAUUGUUUUAUCCAUUUUUGUUCUUGCUCCCUGAAGCUUUUUGCCUGUAAUACUACCAGAAGAUGCUGUUACUUGAAGCUCUUGAUGUCAGAGGCUCAUGCCCUUCUCUACCAGUUGGGUUUCUUGUAAAUAUUCCUUUUAAUGAGUGUUUUUAGAAGACAGCUGAGGAAAAUGACCCUGUAGUUUGGGGGCUUUUUGGUUUCUGAAUGGGUAAGGACAGGUUCAGAUGUAACAAAGAUACUUUGGUAGCAGUCUUGGUCUGUGAGGAAUGUAAAGCCUUGUUGAUGAAAUGCUGCUUUUGAUUUCAGUACUCCCUGAGCAGACCCUGGAGUGGCUGUGGAGCUUCCAGGCAGACCAGCAAGGGUCAUCUGUCAACUUUAGAGUCUUCUGCAGGUUUGGCAUCUGGUUUGCAUCUGUGGCAAGUGAGCAACCCCAGCUGCCAUGGGAGGAGCUGCCCCAGGACUGGCUGUGGCUACUGCCAGGGCAGUGUGGAUGAUGAACUUGAACCAGCCCCCCAGCUUUUAGGGGUUGAAGCUGGGGCAUUCCUGGUACUCGGUGUCUGAGGAGCAGGUGGCUCGCUUCUAAGGGUACAGGUUCUGCUGCUUGUGUCUCUUUGCAUCAACCCCACAGCAGUGAGAUCAGAGAGAGGAUGAUGCUGCCAGGACCUGCUGAUGAACUGUGCCUCUUCUUCAGUGUCAGUUUGAUUGGGGUGAUGAAGGUUGCCAGAGCUGCUCCCUCUGUGUGCCAGAACAGUCAGUGCUGGCAAACCUUUACAAGGUGUGGGGAAAAAGGCAUUGGUAAAACACAUCAUGCUUAUGAAACAGAGGAGGGUAAGAUUGUACAGGUUCAACAACAUAACUAGGUGUUGCAACAGCAGUUAGAGACCUUAGGAAUACUGUGUCUUUCAGAUGCCUGAAGGCCCAGGAAUAUGUGGUUAUUUCUGGAAUUCAUUAUUCUAGAGCUCCACAUUUACAUAGCCAAAGUGUUGGGGAGUGUGUUCUUCCUCAUCUGCCAAAUGGUCAUCUUGUUUGGUACAGCUUUAACAUAGAUAGUCCAGCUUGUCUUCUGAGAACUCAUUGCCAGUGGCUGAAAGAGGCCAGAAUUUAGGAGGUGAUAAGCACAGAAGGAGAUGAUUUAAAACCAAAAUGCACUUGAGUUUAAAUGAACACUUGAAUUGGUCAAGACCUGAUGGUGGUGGUGUUAGGGUAUGAACUAGCAGCAGUGCCCUGUCACACAGGGGUGUAGUGCUGCUUCAUCCCAGUGAACAGAGCCCAUGGUGCCUACAAAGGUGUUGGUUACCCUCAUUGCUCCCAAACCUGCAGAAGCCCCAGGAAGAUCCUUGCUGUUGAGUCAGAACAUGCAGGCAGCUCUCCAGGCACAAGGAGCGUGUGUGGUAAGAGCUGUGCCUGGUGAUGAGCUGCCCUGUCAGGCUGAAGGGCAGAGGGCUGGUGGAUCUGGUCUGUGAGCCAGCGAGAGGUCCUUGAGCACGUGGGGAUGGUUUAAGCUUUAAGGAGUGAAACACUGUCUUUUGAGGAGGAAUUGCUCACAGGAACAAGGAUUUACAGGCUCAGGCCCAUGCGUGCAUCUCUGGUGUUCAAGUUGUAACUAGCAGACGUGUUUAUGUGUCUCAUAGUGUGGUCAAGGGAAUAUGUGGAAGCCUGUGAAAUCCAGCAGUAAGGAAGCAAGGAGGUAGGUGGCUCAUCACAUGUGUUUUACAGUUGUAGCUCUUCACCCCAUCAGUCGAUACAGACAAUCUGCUUUUGAUGUUGUGUGACUCUUGAAAGCUAUUUAUUUAAAUAUAUGUAACUUGUGAUUUUGUCAUCAAAGCACUGAUAUUUUUAAUACAUAUGUGCUAAAUGGAAGUUUGUUCUCAGGGCUUCAUAUUCAUACUCUUUAUAGGGUGCAUUUAAUGGGAUGUAUCUGGGGGAAAAUGCCAGUGGCUGCUUUACAACUUGAUUGUCUUUCCCUGUGAGCCUGAGCUAGCAUCACCCUUGGAACAAACCUCCAGUGUCUGGUCCAGGCCAAAGCAUCCUCCGCUCUUUCUCUCCCUGUGAGCAGUGAUUUGAGUCUUCUUUGGCUGCAUCCCUUUGGCAAUGGUCACCCAAGAUCUCCCUACACUUCACAGGUUGAUCUUUCCUCCAUUUCAAGGACACUUCUCCAUGUGCUGGAAGAUUGUGUGGUUUCUAAUGGGGUUUUCAGUGCACUCCUAUGGGAAGGUGUAAAGGUCCCUCCUGCCAGAAGCCUGAAACCUCCAGCAAAUCUCUGCUUCCUGGCUGCUCACAGGGCACAGAUGAGUCCUGUUACAGCCUUCACCCUGUUGGUUUUCUCACCCUCCCGGAACCAAACGUGUGGGAAUUGAUCUUCAUGCCCAAGAAACACUUGAGUGGUUCUGGAAACCCUUUUAGUUAGGCCUGUUUAGGUUAUUUGAUUUGUGAUUCACGGGCUGAGGAUCUUUUAAUGUAUUUUGAAAGCUGUUUAACCAAACGAAUGUAUAGUAAAGCUGUUGGCAAAUGUCACCUGUGGAAUGAGAUGAGCAGUGACCUUGGCUUCAGGGAUGGUUUUCUCCACGUCCCUUGCACAGGAUGGUGAGUGCUUCAUCCAGAGUGAAUGCCCUGGCUUUCUACUUUUAAUACCUACCAUUUCUAUUACCUAGCAGGAUAGUGGCCCUUGCAGCUGGAUGUUCCCAUCUGAUCAUGAGUCCUUGUGCUUUAAGGCAUAAGCAAACCACUGAUUGUAUCUUCCUCUCUGGCUCAUUAUUAAUCUGAAGGGUUUGUGGUGCUGUUGUUGGGCAGGACAAUUGCUGACUGGCCAGGGCAGUGAUCCCCAUGUCCCUACGCAUGGUGCACAGUAUUGAGGUGAAUGUGUGGUCAUGGUGGUGGCUCACACAUCUGGGUAUAACAAAAGGGGUUUUUAAGGACCUCUCACCCCAUAUUUGAAGAUCUUCAGGUCCUGUUUGCAGUGUGUGAACUUCAGUCAAUGUAAAGGCAUUAAAUUCUUACUGAAUUUGGGUAUAGUUUUAUAUCAGUCUCUGGGAGCAGGGGAGAAAUUGGAGCACAGUUUAAACCAAGCCCCACAAAACCAAGUGUCUGCAGCAGGUAACAGCAGCCUGCGUUUAUCAUCAUGAACUGCCCAAGACAGUGAUUUGCCAUCCAGCACUUACCACAAGGCAGCACCAGGAAGACUUAUCUUGCAAGGUACUGGCUCUGUAUUUGUCACUUCACCUGUGUAGCACAUCCUUAGGUACAGCAUCCGAGACUCUUUGUACGCACUGGCACUGACGUGUGGCAUGCACAGCUCUUCCCAAGGUGUAACAUUACUUCUAGGGAGCUUCACUAGGGCAGAUGUCGCUGAGCCUGUGGAAUUCAGGGUUCAUUCUGGAUGGGCUCCUGUGGGUCACUGACCUCAAGUGGGAAACCAGCAGCACCAAACGCUGCUCAUCUGCACUGAGAUGUGACUGGGGUGUUAUCAAAGCCCAGCCUGCUCCCACUGAAACAGUUCCAUCCGUUGACCGUGUGGAGAGGUCGUACCCACAAAGAGGGCCAGAAUGAAUGCUGAGUCUUUAAACCUGCUCACACAUACACACUGAAGACACUGAUGUUAUGUGUGCUGUACAUUUAUAAUAUAUCUUAAAAAUAAAGGUUUUUGAUUUAUUA
Molecule: messenger RNA, 6944 nt
Organism: Melopsittacus undulatus (budgerigar)
Lineage: Eukaryota; Metazoa; Chordata; Aves; Psittaciformes; Psittaculidae
Gene: UBAC1
Product: UBA domain containing 1
Exons: 10
Coding region: 232-1458 (408 amino acids)
Cellular component (GO): ubiquitin ligase complex
Molecular function (GO): protein binding
Source: RefSeq, a predicted model, not a curated record